Molecule: messenger RNA, 888 nt
Organism: Striga asiatica
Lineage: Eukaryota; Viridiplantae; Streptophyta; Magnoliopsida; Lamiales; Orobanchaceae
Source: the annotation of a GenBank genome assembly
AUGGCGAAGAAGGCGAAGGCGCCGAGAGAUGAAAAUGCUGAUAGACUGCAGCAGUUGAAGGAAUCAAGACGAAAGCUUGAGAACAGAUUCUGCGUUCGAAUUUUCGCCGCUUUUGAAUUCGCCGAGAAUAGAAAUCGUCGCGUGAUGAUGAUACUGAUCACUGCUCAAUUCGAUGCUUUACCAAUAUCUGCUCACACUUAUCCACUCAUCACCUACCCGCCCACACACAUCAUCUUCUCAAGCUCCUCCACCUCUACUCAAAAAUUCGGCCACCAUCCCCGCAGCUCCGGCGACCUUCAAGCCGGCGAGCAUCCAUUUUCCGCAGCCCUAGCCACAGCCGUUUCCCGGCGAACCACCGCGUCUAGCCCCGCCGGCACCUCACCACGUCAAGCAGCCGCCGGCGCAAGUUCCGACGAGCACAGCCGCAGCAAGACAUUCGCCGGGUCCAGCCACUCUCCACGCCGGCAGCGGCAUCCCAGCUCCCAGCCGCCGCCGACCCCGCUUGCAGCGCCGCCGUCGCAGCCACUGUGCGAGCCGCCGUCGACCAGAUCCGCCAAGCUCGUUCGCACCACCCACGAGCCGUCGUCGCGACCAGCUCCGUCGAGCCAUCGCACCAGAUCCGUUCUGCCUGUUCCGCCGUCGCUGCUCUCAAACUACCCGUCACGGCCGCCGGUCACCGACCGCUCCUACUCGCACAGACCGUACGCCGGCGAGCUGCCAUCGCCGUUCACGCGCUCGCCACCACCGCACGAGCCCACAGCGCUUUCCGGUGAGUUCUUGCCGUCCUCCGGCGAGUCACGACGAGCCACCGGCGAACCACAGUUCCUAGUCGCCGGCAAGCAGCUCCCGGCCUUCGGUUCACGAGCCCGGGUCCAGCAGCUCAAAUAG